Molecule: messenger RNA, 808 nt
Organism: Trametes versicolor FP-101664 SS1
Lineage: Eukaryota; Fungi; Basidiomycota; Agaricomycetes; Polyporales; Polyporaceae
Product: histone-fold-containing protein
Exons: 4
Coding region: 119-568 (149 amino acids)
Biological process (GO): nucleosome assembly
Cellular component (GO): nucleosome
Molecular function (GO): DNA binding; protein heterodimerization activity; structural constituent of chromatin
Source: RefSeq, a predicted model, not a curated record
GCCCUCGCGCACUACCACCUUGACCACCCUCACCCACCUCUUGUACGCGUAGCGCAUCCGUUGCUCGCGACUUUCACACCGAACCAACUCCAACUACCCGAGAUACUCUGAGAUAGCAAUGGCCCCCAAGCCCGCAUCCACCGCCGGAAAGGCCCCCGCGUCCACUGCCUCCAAGGCCCCCGCGAAGACCACCAGCGAGGGUGGCGCGAAGGCCGCGAAGAAGACCGCGAAGGCGUCGGGCGGCGCCGCUGACGGCGAGAAGAAGAAGCGCAGGAAGGGCCGCAAGGAGACCUACUCCUCUUACAUCUACAAGGUCCUCAAGCAGGUACACCCUGACACUGGUAUCUCCAACAAGGCGAUGGCCAUCCUCAACUCGUUCGUCAACGACAUCUUCGAGCGCAUUGCGACUGAGGCGUCGAAGCUUGCGUCGUACUCAAAGAAGUCGACGAUCUCGUCGCGUGAGAUCCAGACCUCCGUACGGUUGAUCCUGCCCGGUGAGCUCGCGAAGCACGCCAUCUCCGAGGGCACGAAGUCGGUCACCAAGUUCUCGAGCGCGGGAGCGAAGUAGGCGCCUCCAUAUACCAGCUGGCGUAGCCGCGCGCUGUCCAUCGACGGCCGUGGUUGUACACCAUCCACUCUGCGUGGUUGGUUGUGGGAGGGGCGGACAUUGUUGUAUCUCUGUCUGUGUGCGUGCGGCGGUACGCGUAUCCGGUCUGCACUUGUAUUGUACGAUUCCUAGUCUUAUCUUUCCUCUUCUCUCAUGUCUUUGUCCGCGGUAUCAAUCGAAUGGAUUUACCCUGUCUUGUCG